AUUUUCUAAUUGAAGUGGUUUUUCGGUUUGCAUUUUUUUUUUUUUUUCAUUGCUAUUGCUCCUCCAGUUUGUAUUAUUAUGUGUUUGACUCUUUUUUCUUCUUCUUCGUCUUCUGGUUAUUAUUUAUUAAUAAUUAUUAUGACAAUAGUAACUACAAGUAAUCCACGUAUAACAUUUAGUAGUGUCACUUCUGAGACAAUUCCUCAAUUAAUGGACUUACAUGCCCGUGUAUUCCCUGUACAAUAUGGAGAAAAAUUUUAUAAUGAGGUCCUUCAUUCAGAGGAACUUGCUAAAAUAAUUUACUAUGAUAAUCAAUGUGCAGGUGCUAUUUGUUGUCGAUUAGAAUCAAAUAAAUAUUCUAAUUUCACAGCAAGAAUCUAUAUGAUGACUCUUGGGGUAUUAAAAUUGUAUAGAAACUUGGGUUUAGGAAGCAUGCUUAUAGAACAUAUAAUGGAAUAUGCUAGAAAAACAACAAAUCCAAUGAUAACAUCUAUUUAUUUGCAUGUACAAACUGUCAAUGAGAAAGCUAUUAGGUUUUACAUGCGCAACGGAUUUCGUAUACACAGCUUUGUACCUGAUUAUUAUAGAUUUAUUGAAAAUAGAGACGCUUAUAUUCUAUCAAGGCCAGUUUUUCAUCUUUAUGAAGGCAAUAGCAAAACAUGAUAAUAGUAGGUCGAUUAUAGAAGCUAUUUAUGUGUAUAUCAUUUCCUCCCUUUUUUAUUAUUGUUAUUACUUCUUUGUACAUAAUUAUCUAACAAUUCACAUAUCAAACGUAUUUAUUUUAUUUUAUCUCUUUUU
Messenger RNA from Cokeromyces recurvatus, 798 nucleotides. RefSeq names its product acyl-CoA N-acyltransferase. Gene Ontology annotation, biological process: mitotic sister chromatid cohesion. The record is from RefSeq and is a predicted model, not a curated record. The transcript has 5 exons. Gene Ontology annotation, molecular function: acyltransferase activity, transferring groups other than amino-acyl groups. NCBI's taxonomy places the organism in Eukaryota, Fungi, Mucoromycota, Mucoromycetes, Mucorales, Mucoraceae. The coding region runs from base 79 to 663 and encodes 194 amino acids. Gene Ontology annotation, cellular component: NatA complex.